Manis javanica (Malayan pangolin) is the source of this 5793-nucleotide messenger RNA. It is a transcript of the gene PUS10, whose product is annotated as pseudouridine synthase 10. Lineage: Eukaryota; Metazoa; Chordata; Mammalia; Pholidota; Manidae. Gene Ontology annotation, biological process: tRNA pseudouridine synthesis. The record is from RefSeq and is a predicted model, not a curated record. Gene Ontology annotation, molecular function: RNA binding; pseudouridine synthase activity.
CAGGCCGCGGUACAGCGGCAACUCGCGCGCCAGGCACGCAGGCAGAACACCGAGCCCUCCACCCCGCCCACUUCUGUAGUCAGGACGUCGUUGUGGUGCACUGCCAGCUGGGGGGCACGGGAUAGGAGGUUGCCACUAAUCCAUGGUGGUGACGGUGGCUAUUUGUCCUAGAAAGAAUUUCCUUUCUAGACCUGAGAGUAAGAGCUCAUCGAUAUUUCUGGCAGCAGCUACAAUAUCCUAGACACCGGAGACCCUUAGAGGCUUCCCGGGGACUAGUCCGACUUAGGCCGGGAGUUGGUUCUUGGCAAUUGCACGCUCUCAGGGUCGCUGGGGCUUGGGACCGCCGGCCAGGGAGUUUUACUGAUUGCCCUACAAACUAGCGGGGAAGAGUUCACUCCAUCCUCGACGGGACUGGUUCUUUCGUUCUAAAAAGCUCUCGUUUCCUUGGGGAACAGAAUUGCUAGACGCAAUAGGUGCGUUGUCUUUAGUCUUCCCCGUUCCCUCUGCGGAUCGGAAGGGGUUAAACCUCAGGCUCCGGCGCCGUGGGAGAAGGUGAGGCUGGGAGGUCUGAGUUAUAAUUCAAUAUGUUUCCACUGAUGGAGGAGAACAAGCAUGUGGCUCAGCUGUUGUUCAGUACUGGUACUUGUCCAAGAUGUAUCUUCAGAUUCUGUAGUGUGGAUUUUCAUGCACCUUACAAACUUCCUUACAAGGAGUUGCUCAAUGAACUACAGAAAUUUCUGGAAACUGAAAAAGAUGAAUUAAUUUUGGAAGUUCCAAACCCACCUCCCAAGAAAAUUCGACUACAAGAACUAGAAGAUGGGAUUGAUGGGAUUGAUAAUCUGAGUCAAAAUGGAGAGGCAAGGGUCUCCGUUAUUGAAGAUGGAAGCAUUGCUUCCAAGAACUCAAAUUUAAAUGUAUGCAAUGUAUGUCUAGGAAUUCUUCAAGAAUUCUGUGAAAAAGAGUUCAUUAAAAAGGUGUGCCAGAAGGUUGAGGCCUCUGAGUUUGAAUUUACCAACUUGGUAUUUUCAGUCUCCUUCCCACCACAGCUAUCUGUAAGAGAGCAUGCUGCAUGGUUGCUGGUAAAACAGGAAAUGGGAAAGCAGAAUCUGUCACUGGGAAGAAAUGAUGUAGUUCAACUUAAGGAAGCCUACAAAUGGAUAACUCACCCCCUGUUUUCAGAGGAACUGGGUGUCCCCAUUGAUGGAAAGAGCUUGUUUGAAGUGAGUGUGGUCUUUGCUCACCCAGAAACAGUUGAGGAUUGCCACUUCCUACGUGCACUAUGCCCAGAUUGUUUCAAGCCAGCCAAAAACAAACAGUCAGUAUUCACUAGAAUGGCAGUUAUGAAAGCUUUGAAUAAGAUAAAAGAAGAGGAUUUCUGCAAGCAGUUUCCUUGUCCUCCAAAGUCACCAAAGGCUGUAUGCACUGUUCUUGAAAUUGAGUGUGCUCAUGGUGCUGUUUUUGUGGCUGGGAGAUACAAUAAAUAUGCGAGGGAUCUACCACAAACUCCAUGGAUAAUUGAUGGAGAAAGGAAACUGGAAUCUUCAGUGGAAGAAUUAAUUUCAGAUCAUCUUUUGACAGUAUUCAAAGCAGACAGUUUUAAUUUUUCAUCCUCUGGAAGAGAAGAUGUAGAUGUGAGAACAUUAGGAAAUGGAAGGCCCUUUGCAAUUGAGCUGGUGAAUCCUCAUAGAGUACAUUUCACUUCACAAGAAAUUAAGGAACUUCAGCAGAAAAUUAAUAACUCGUCUAACAAAAUCCAAGUCCGUGACUUGCAGCUUGUCACAAGAGAGGCAAUAGGACAUAUGAAAGAAGGUGAAGAAGAGAAGACCAAGUCCUACAGUGCCUUAAUAUGGACAAAUAAAGCAAUACAGAAGAAAGACAUUGAUUUUCUACAUGAUAUAAAGGACUUAAAGAUUGACCAGAAAACACCCCUACGGGUCCUUCACCGGAGGCCCCUGGCUGUGAGAACCCGCAUCAUUCACUCCAUGGAAACGCACUAUGUGGACGAGCAUCAUUUUCGCCUCUACCUGAAGACUCAAGCUGGAACCUACAUUAAAGAGUUUGUACAUGGAGACUUUGGGAGGACCAAGCCAAACAUUGGCUCUCUGAUGAAUGUGACUGCAGACAUUCUUGAACUGGAUGUUGAGUCUGUAGAUGUUGACUGGCCUCCUGCUUUGGAUGACUAGCUUUCAAAUUUGGAAACAGAGCAGGGUUUUUCGUGGCACGCUGUGGACAUCAAUUCAGCAUACACUGUAAAAUGGCUGUUUACUCACCAUUAACAGUGUCUUGGCAACUAUUUAGAUCAUGUUGAUCUAUGUAUUUUUUAAUUUCUUGUAAUAUCUCAGGAUCUAUAUAUCUAUAUUUAGUGCUAAUUUGUUCAAAGGAUGUCUUAUGAUUUUUAUUGUUCCCUCUCCAACCCCCCACAUGCCAAAGUAUGAAUGAAACCAUUCUCUAAAUUUUAGAGAGGUGUACAAACAGGACACAUUUUCUGAUAAUCUGAGAAACUGUAAUUUCUUUUAGCAAAGUUUCCCUGCACAAGAGACCUACCACCUUUAAAAUCGUGUUCUAAAAUUUUUUUAAUGAUCUUGAUAAGUUAUAUUUAGAUUUAUGCAGCACUGUAUCCUAUAGUAUUCUAAGAUAUAAAAUGCAAACCUGGCAUUAAUAUUUUUCCCAGUAAGCUUCAAGCAAACUAUUACAUAAGUAGUUUUUGGUGUGAUCUGUCAUAAAUCUUAAUGAAUUCAGGUUACUAUUUUGGCAAUCUAAAAUUGUCAAUGCAUUUCCUUCCUGGGGAGGGAAAGUAAAACCUUAGGUAAUGAGGCAUAUAACAUAGUUAAGAAACUUGCAUAAAUCUCUUAAAUAAGAGACAUGAGUGCCUUCAGUAACUUCAAUCCCAGGGAUAAGAUUCUAAAAAACUGACAUUUCUAGUCAAAAGAUAAACUGGUUUUAUUCCAAAGUGCUUCAAUAUAUUACCCAAUUUCAAACAUUUUGUUAAGUAGGUAGGGUAUUAUCAUCUCCAUUUUAUAAAUAUGAUAACCAAAGACUAGAAAUUAAGUGACUUAUCCAAAGUUUAGUUACUUCCAUAUGUAGGACUAGAACUCAGUUUUCCUGGUCUAUAGGGUCAUUUCCAAUAAACCUUAUUAUUGAGCACCUGCUGUGCAAAGGAGGCACCCAAGUAUGCAAUUUAAACUCACAUAACCAUGAGAACUGACUUUUGGAAAUUUAGAUACCAAAUCAAGGAACUUAACAAAAACCAGCCCAAGUAUAUUUCAUAUGAUCAUAUAUGAUUACCAUUUGCUGUGUAAGUUAAUCAUCAGUUAGUGCUAUGAGGAAAAACAUUAAGCAAAACUGAAAGAAAAAAGAUGUGUCAUUAAAUGUUUUAGACAGGAGUCUUAUUAAAAUUAAAUAUUUAAGUAAUUGCCAUUACCCUACAUCAACUAUCUAAGCUUAUUUUUAAAAACAUGUGACUUGGAUAGUAUUGGGUUAUUCAGUCUCCCAUCUCUUCAUUAAACAUACUUAUAGAUACUAAGAUGUAUUAGUCACUUUAGAAAACAGGAAGAGAUGCAUAAUAAGAUUUAAUUAUGCAAAUAAUACCAAAAACUUUUUUUCAGUAUUUUUCAAUGCCAGAAAAUGAGAAAGGGAUAAUAGAAAUAAAAUUGAAAAAAAGGUAAUAACUUUUGUGUGAAUGUUUCUCAGUUGCUGGGGAAAUUUUGUGAAAGAGAUCUACGUAAUUUGGGAGAGACAGUCUUCUGUGUGAUUCUUUUUUGGCUCAGCUUUGAAUUCAAUGUAUCUGCAAAAUGGAAGAACUAAGAACCUCAAUUUAAAACUUAAAUUAGAAGACUUUCAGUUCUUAAAUUCUGUUCCAAAGAUUAUGCAAAAUUUCAAGCAAAGAGUAAACAUUAGCUGUAAAUAUUUAUUCCAAAUGUUCAUAUAACUGUGAGAUACAGGUUGUUAAAAAUUAACAUAGGUCUUUGCUUUAGGCAGAACUGGGAACCUUAAGUAAUGAGAGUACUAUAGUUUCACUUUUGCCUAUAUAAAAUUUUUAAAAUUAGUUUUGUGAUCUAAUAUUUAUAGCUUUGUUUAAAUUUAAAAUAUUUUUAGUAACACUUAAAGGCCCUUUGUACUUCUUCUUAUCUCUCUGUCCCAAAUAUAGUCUGAGAUUUAGUGUAGAAAAAAAUCAACUCUGAAUACCUAGAAAAGCAAAAAAAGUUUGGUAAAAUGGAAAAUUUUCCAAGUAAGAUAAAUGAUUACAAGUUAUGCAAAGUAAAUUUAGAAGUUAAAUUUCCAUUUCCAAAGAGAAAAAUAUUCUACUUAGAUUUUGAGCUCUAUUCUUGAUUUUUGUCCACAUAAGAAAAUAAACUGUUUAUCUGAGUUGAUUUUUUGAAAUGGUACUUUUAUUAUAGAAAAAAUAUUACAUUUAUAAUAACAUUAAAAAUUUUUUCUCAUAGGAAAGUGCAAAGGAACUACAAAGAGCCGUUUUUUUCCUUGACCACUAAGCCAACAAUGUCCAUCACCCUAAAUACAUUAUCAUGGAAUUCCUUCUUCUACUUCACAGUAGUAUAACUAUUAACUCAGGGAAUUAACACUGAUAUUAUUGUUAUCCACAGAACCCACUCAAGUUUCACCAGUUAUCCCAAUAAAUUUCUUCACUGUCAAGGGAUCACACUUUGCAUUUAACUAUUGUCUCUUUUGUUUCCACCAAUCUGGGAACAGUUCAGCCUUCCAUACUUAACAUUUUUUGCAGAUUUCAGGCCAGUUGUUUUGUAGACGGUUUUUCCAUUUAGCUUUGCCUAAUAUUCUCUAUUAUUAGAUUCAAGUUGUACCUUUCUAGCAAGAAUACCGCAGGAGACGAUCAUCUUGCAUCUUAUCAGGUGUCACACAAUUUUGAUUUGUUCACUUACUGAUAACUGGGCGUUGAACAGUGAAUGAAGAUAGUGUCUGCCAAGCAUCUUUACUUUUAUCCUUUAAUUAGUAAGUAUCUUGUAGGGAGACCAUCAGACUUCCACUCACUAGUUUUAGCAUUUAUUUAAGAUUUCCACCUGAAUCAAUUAUUGUGUCCUUUUGACAUUCCCCAUCAUUCUUGGAGCAUGUUCUUACUUUCUAAUGCAAAAAGACACUCCAGGCUCAUCUUGUAUUUCAUCUACAUCUGUCCUGGAAUGGGCUAUUUCUCUAAUUAAACAACUGAUUGCUUUUAGUGGAAAAUGAUAUUCAGAAACCAAGAUCUGGGCACUAGGUAUGCUCAUUGCUACACACACACACAUACACACACACACACAGCUGUAUUCGUCUACAUACACUGAAAACUAUGAGUGUAUACCAGACCAGUACUUCCAAUUCCAACCUUAUUCUAGUUUUCUCCCUUUCCAUAUUUGUAGGUCCUUUCUGACAGUGAGAAAUCUGGUUCUCAUUAGCCUUAAUAUAUUUACUUAAUAGAUCAGUCCCCCACAUAAAUAACCCAUCUCCUAUUGCCACAUCCUUACUCCAGUUCACCAAGACUCCCCACUCCCCCUCUAUUACUCUCAAAUGUUUUCAGGAUCCACACUGAAAUUCCACACUAGGCCCCUUCACCACCUCCACCUCCUGUGGCAAUAUCUACCUGUAAGCAAAUGACUUUUGUCCUGAAUCAUUCAGGAAAGAAGACAAGCAGAAACUAAGUCAGGAAGGCAGAAAAUGAAAAUCUUUUAAAAAGAACAUUUCAGUACUCUACAAAAUUAUCAUUUCAAAGGACAGUUACAUAUGCAAGUAUAUUCAGCUACAGCAUUCUGAAAAAAUGCCUAAUGUUUCUAAGCAACCAGAACU